Molecule: messenger RNA, 2250 nt
Organism: Trichomonas vaginalis G3
Lineage: Eukaryota; Parabasalia; Trichomonadida; Trichomonadidae
Product: ankyrin repeat-containing protein DDB G0279043 family
Exons: 1
Coding region: 1-2250 (749 amino acids)
Molecular function (GO): protein binding
Source: RefSeq, a predicted model, not a curated record
AUGAUUGAAUUAACGAAGAUCCCUCCUUGUUUCUUCCCGCGUAAAUGGACGCAUACGUAUCUCUAUCCAAAUAUUAAACAACCAUAUUUAUUACUUGAAUUAUGUAGUUAUCAUGGAGCAGUCAAUUGUUUUAAGUUUUUAAGAACAAAAUUCAAUUCUGAAAUCACCAUAGAAUGUCUUGAACUAUCAUUUAUAGGUGGAAAUCCAGAAAUCAUGAAUGAAUGCUUGAAAAAAUUCGAACCAAAUGAAAAUUGUAUGAAAUAUGCAAUUAUAUCUCACAACAUUGAUUUUGUAGCAUUUUUGAUGAACGAAUACGGAAUUGAAGUCAAUUUAGAAGAUUGUAUUAAAUACAAAAACCUUCAGGCAUUUUAUAUAUAUUUGGAUAAAACAAAUGAUAUCGACCAUUGCUUUGCUAAUUCACUAUCAUUUCAUGAUCAAAAUCUUUGUAAAUAUUUGUUUUCACAUGGCGUUGAUAUGUAUUCAAAAAAUUUAAAUAGUGAAACAGUUUUUGUUUACGCAAUACGAAUUUCUAAAAAGGAAAUUAUAGAGUUACUAUUAUUACAUGGUUUUGAUAUCAAUACAAAAAAUAUAAGCGGUGAAACUGCCCUUCAUUUAGCAUCCAAAAUUCAUAACACUGAAUUGAUCAAAUAUCUUGUUUUGCAUGGUUCAGACGUCAAUUCAAAAGAUAAUGACAAUAAAACACCACUUCAUUAUCUAUCAAAGUAUGAUGAUAUAGAAAUUACCAAGUUUCUUAUUCUACACGGUGCUGAUGUUAAUGCAAAAGAUAAUAAAAAUAGAUCAAUUCUCCAUUACGCGGCCGAAUAUGAAGAGAUAGGUUAUGGAGGAGAAUCAUAUUUUUAUUGUUUUCCUGAAGAUAAAUGCAAAGAAAUAUUAGAACUUCUUAUUUCGCAUGGUGCUGAAGUUGAUGCAAAAGAUAAUGAAGGUAAAUCAAUUCUUCUAUGCGCUACUGAGCAUAAAUGCAAAGAAAAAAUCGAAGUUCUUAUUUCGCAUGGUGCAGAUAUGAAUACAAAAGAUAAUGAAGGCAAAUCGAUUAUCCAUUAUGCAAUUGAAAAGAGAGACCAAAAAAUAAUUAGAUAUCUGAUUUCGGUUGGUAUUGAUAUUGAUGUUAGGGAUCGUGAAAAUAAAACUGGUCUCCAUUAUGCAGUUAAAGACAAUAAUAAAGAAGUAAUAGAGCUUCUAAUUUCACAUGGCUCUGAUAUCAAUGCAAAAGAUAAUGAUAGCAAAACUAGUCUUCAUCUUGCUGUUGAAAAUAAUAAUAUAGAAAUAAUUGAAUUUCUAAUUUCACAUGGCUCUGAUAUCAAUGCAAAAGACAAUGAUAGCAAAACUAGUCUUCAUCUUGCUGUUGAAAAUAAUAAUAUAGAAAUAAUUGAAUUUCUAGUUUCACAUGGCUCUGAUAUCAAUGCAAAAGAUAAUGAUAGCAAAACUAGUCUUCACCUUGCUGUUGAAAAUAAUAAUAUAGAAAUAAUUGAAUUUCUAGUUUCACAUGGCUCUGAUAUCAAUGCAAAAGAUGAAAGUGGCCAAGCUCCUCUUUAUCUUGCAAUCGUUAAAAAUUUACAAGAAAUCACAUAUUUCUUAAUUGAAAAUGGUGCAGAUGUCAACUCUAAAGAGAAUAAUUAUGGAGAUACGGCUCUUCACUAUACAGUAUUUAAUUGUCAUAUAGAAUGUUUAGCUCUGUUAAUUUUGGGUGGUGCAAAUGUCAAUGCAAAAGAUGAUUUAUUUGGAAAUACACCUCUUCAUUAUGCGGUGCUAUUUGACGAUCACAAAAUAGCAGACAUUUUAUUAUCAGUAGAGGUUAAAGCAGAUAUUGAUGCUAAGAAUAUGAAUGGUCAAACAUCUCUUCAUCUUGCAGUUGCCAAAAAUAAUUUAAGAAUGGUAGACUUUCUGAUAGAUCAUGGUGCAGAUUUAAAUUCAAGAGAUAACGAAAAUAAAACACCACUUCAUUAUGCAACUCAUCUUAAUAAUCGUGUAAUGGUAGACGAACUAAUUAGAAAUGGUGCAGAUGUAAAUGCAAAAGAUAAAGAAAAUAAAACACCACUUCAUUAUGCAGCUCAAUUAUAUAAUAAUGAAAUUGUAGACACACUAAUUAGCUAUGAUGCAGAUUUAAAUUCAAUUGAUUGUAAAGGAAUUCCUGCCAUUCGUUAUUUAAACAGAUUUAAAUUUGCAAAAAAGAAGAAAAAGGAUUGGUUGGAAAAUGAAUAUGAAUACGAAUGCAGAAAAAGUCUUAUUUAA